This is a messenger RNA of Purpureocillium lilacinum, 1053 nucleotides long. RefSeq lists its product as uncharacterized. The record is from RefSeq and is a predicted model, not a curated record. NCBI's taxonomy places the organism in Eukaryota, Fungi, Ascomycota, Sordariomycetes, Hypocreales, Ophiocordycipitaceae. Gene Ontology annotation, molecular function: 2-oxoglutarate-dependent dioxygenase activity.
AUGCCCCCCGCCACAGCCAACAUCCCCGUCAUCGACCUCGCCGGCGACGAGGCCGACGUCGCCCGGCAGCUCGUCGCCGCCGCCGAGGAGCACGGCUUCAUCUACAUCAAGAACCGUGGCAACGACAUUCCCGCCGCGGCAGUCGACGAGGCCUUUUCCUUGUCACGGAGGAUCUUUGACACGCCGCUCGAGGAGAAGCAGCGGUGCUCCAUCCAGACCAACAACCGCGGCUGGACGGGCAUGCACGCCGAGACGCUGGAUCCCAAGAACCAGAGGAUCGGCGACUUCAAAGAGGCCUUCAACUUUGGCGAGUUCGUCGACGGCAAGGCCCAGCAGCCCAUCCCCUCGACCAUCGCCGCCGAAGAGGCCCGCUUCGCCGCCUUUGCAGACUCGUGCCGCCGCCUGUGCCACAAGAUCCUCUACCUGCUCGGCCUCGGCCUCGACGUCGGCGACUUCUUCUCCUCGGCGCACUUCACCACGCAGUCCGGCUCCGGCACCAUCCUCCGUUUCCUGCGCUACCCCCCUGCCGACGCCGCCAGCGCCAGCGCCGACGUCCGCGCCGGCGCCCACUCCGACUACGGCUCCAUCACGCUGCUCUUCCGCCUCCCCGGCCAGGCGGGCCUCGAGGUCCUGCGCCGCGACAACGUCUGGGCCCCCGUGCCCGUGUCCCCGCCCGGCACCGCCGCGGACCCCUCGCCGCCCAUCCUCGUCAACAUCGGCGACCUGCUGUCGUACUGGACCAACGGCCUGUUCCGCAGCACCGUCCACCGCGUCGUGUUUCCGGCCGAGGGCAGUGGCGCCGCCGUCGAGGGAGAGUCCAGCGCCGGGCCGAGGUACUCGAUUGCCUUUUUCUGCCAUCCCGUCGGCACGACGCGCCUGGAGCCCGUGCCCAGUCAAAAGGUCAAGGACUAUGUGCCUGCGGGAGAGGCGGUGAGUGCCAAUCCAUAUGCGGAGAGGAAGGUCAUGACUGCAGACGAGCACCUGUUUAUGAGGCUCAAGGAGAGUUAUGGCACGCUGUACGACGAGAAGAAGGAAGACGGCUCAAAAUCAUGA